AUGAGGUCGCCUAUGCAUCAGAAUCAACUUACGUUGAUAUUGGGAGCGUUCCAGGCUGCUUUCCUGGUCAUCUUCGCUCUGUACGGUAGCUAUGAUGCAAGUGCUCUUCCAAGCAAAGAGAAAAAUGUGGAAGAGGCCGUCAGAAUGACAAAUCUCUAUCCACUUUUCCAAGAUACUCAUGUAAUGAUCUUCAUCGGAUUCGGUUUCUUGAUGACUUUCUUGAAACGAUAUGGAUUCUCUGCUGUUUCUAUCAACAUGCUUCUCGCAGUCUUCACUAUUCAAUGGGGAAUUAUUGUACGUGGAAUGGCUUCAGCUCAUAAUGGAUUCAAGUUCACAAUCUCCCUGGAACAACUUCUGACCGCUGACUUUGCCGCAGCUGUUAUCCUGAUCUCAAUGGGUGCUAUGCUCGGAAAACUUUCACCAUCUCAAUAUGUUAUCAUGGCUUUCUUCGAGACUCCAGUUGCUCUUAUUGUUGAGCAUAUCUGUGUCCACAAUCUUCAGAUCAACGACGUCGGAGGAUCCAUCAUCGUGCACGCAUUCGGAGCCUACUUCGGUCUUGCCUGUGCCAAAGCCUUCGGAAAGAAGGAACAACGUGGACAUCAAAACGAGGGAUCUACAUAUCACACCGAUAUCUUCGCCAUGAUUGGAGCAAUCUUCCUCUGGAUCUACUGGCCAUCUUUCAAUGCCGCUGUUGCUGCUACUGAUGAUGCUCGUCAAAGAGCUGUUGCUAACACUUUCCUCUCUCUUUGCGCUUGUACCAUGACUACUUUCCUGGUUUCUCAAGCUGUUGACAAGCAUAAGCGUUUCGACAUGGUCCACAUUGCCAACUCAACUCUUGCUGGAGGAGUUGCCAUUGGAACCACCGCUAACGUUGUUCUCGAGCCAUACCAUGCCAUGAUUGUUGGUGUUAUUGCUGGAGCAGUUUCAGUCAUUGGAUACAAGUAUAUUACGCCAUUCCUUUCCGAGAAACUCGGAAUCCAUGACACCUGCGGAGUCAACAAUCUCCAUGGAAUGCCAGGACUUAUAGCUGGAUUUGCUUCAAUCGCUUUCUUGUUCAUCUACGAUGAAUCCCGCUACCCAGCACAAUACGACAAAAUCUACCCAGGAAUGGCUCGUGGUGAAGAUGGAAAGAGAAUGUUCGAUGAGAAGACUCAAGCUUUGAACCAACUUAUGGCUAUUGGACUUGUCUUCUUGGCCUCUACUGUCUCUGGAUAUAUUACUGGACUUUUAUUGAAAUUGAAGAUUUGGGAUCAAGUUCAAGAUGAGGAAUAUUAUGCUGACGGAGACUACUUCGAGACUCCAGGAGAUUAUGAUUUCACUUCAAGAAUUGUGACAUCCGUCUCGAAGAUUGAGGUAGCCGAAUACAAUCCACUCAGCCAAAAGGAAGUCUGA
This is a messenger RNA of Caenorhabditis remanei, 1392 nucleotides long. RefSeq lists its product as uncharacterized. Lineage: Eukaryota; Metazoa; Nematoda; Chromadorea; Rhabditida; Rhabditidae. The transcript is spliced from 7 exons. Gene Ontology annotation, molecular function: ammonium channel activity. The record is from RefSeq and is a predicted model, not a curated record. The coding region runs from base 1 to 1392 and encodes 463 amino acids. Gene Ontology annotation, cellular component: plasma membrane. Gene Ontology annotation, biological process: ammonium transmembrane transport; ammonium homeostasis.